Cinara cedri is the source of this 10103-nucleotide messenger RNA. The record is from the annotation of a GenBank genome assembly. NCBI's taxonomy places the organism in Eukaryota, Metazoa, Arthropoda, Insecta, Hemiptera, Aphididae.
AUGUUUGGCAUGGAACUUCGCAAGGUAUUUUCCCGUAGACCCGCCCGAUAAACACUGACCGCCGUCCGCUAACUUUGGCCUUUUUUUUUCCCCCCAGCCCAAAAUGUUGGACUUGCGGUACAACGAGAUGUGGAACGACUGGGACGGCACGGGGGACGCGGACCCGCAGGAGCCCGUCAAGUACGCGCACGGACAAUUGGUGUUGUCGUGGAAAAGGCUGAACGUCACGGUGAAAACGGUCACCCAGAAGUUUUUCGCGCCGUCCACAGUCUCGCACAAGCAGAUACUGUACAACGGUCGGUACCCCGCGUGUUCAUCAUGCCUAAUUCGUACGGUGUUAUUUGCGCGCGGUUGUAAUCCGCCGGCGGCGUUCCCGCUCCACCGCCCGUCCGUCCCGCCAACCCGUUGUCUGAUAAAAUUUCAAUUUUUCGCGUUUUACAACAUUGCCGCGCGCCUCUCGUCCGCGAUCCCGUGCGUGUGAUUCGUGCGCCGCCUGUAAUACGCACGUGCGGCAAUCUCGAGGAAAUAUCGCGCGAAACGACGGGAAAAAAAAAACAAAAACAAUAAACUACCUAGGUAUUUGUAUUUUCUUAUCUAAUACCGUUGCACAAGUAGGACGAAUGUCACGAACGGGGAAUGUACACGGUAUCAUCGGUCAUUAGUAAACAGGUUUUUUUUUUUUUUCUCGUCGAAUCAAACGCUCGCCGGCAUAAUAUACCCGCCUACCUACCUACCUAUCUGUGGUAUAUCUACAGUUAGCCGGUAACUUUUUUCACGAGAAAUCUUCUCCGCCGAUCACCGAUCGUGCACCGGAACCGCUGUCCCGGGGCGUUCACGAUCCGAUUGGCCGGUGCGCACCGGCAAAAAACGCGCCGCUCAGAAUCGCUAUUCGCCGUCCGAUAUGACAUGUCAUUUGUCGUACAGCAAAUAAACGUCGUUCGGUUACUGCGCGCCGAUCCACCAGCCGCGAGUCGCCCCAUCCCCUCCGUCCGCAAAAACGCCGGAGCGCCCAUUCGUUCGCCUCGGACACGACAGUAUUACGCCGUUGUUUAUCGGCUUUUUAGUAUCGGUAUCGGCCCGAGAACCGUUCGAGUAAAUGCGUCGCUUCGUGCGCCCGCCCGCCCGCGCCUGAAUCCCAUAUCGGAAAUAACCGUCGGUCCGUAACGCCCGUAACGCGAUUGGUAACGCGAUACCGGAUUAAUCGAGUAACGUGACACUGUCCCGGCAUCAUCGCUAGUCGAAAAAACCCCGUAUCCGCGGCCGUUUAAUAAAUGUCGUACGUUCCGGCCGUUUCGCGUUCUGGAUUCCGACGGUUUUCCGGGAAAUUUUACUGCGCCCCUCCCCCCGAUAAACGGCUCCGCGAACGUGGCCGCAACGAGUUUCAUCGCGAUAUCGCGACGUCGUUUUUAAUUGGAGCGCGGCGGACAGUGCCGACCGAGUGAUUUCGAAUAUUCACGGGGUUCGAUAAACGCGCGACAGUUACCGGGUGCGUGUUGAUUGUACGCUUUUCGCGGCCACUACGCGCGGUCGGCUCCGCGCGAAAUUUCCGAGCGAUUUCGCCGGUCCGAAACGGUUUUAUUUCCACUGACGACGGUGAAACGAAACGGUAAAAUCGUAAAUAUAUCGAGACUUUUAUUGCCGCAAACAUGUUCCCCGGUACCCGUUCCGUCCCCGGGGCGUUACGAAAACUGCCCGGGAAGUCGAUAACCUAACCCCGUAAACGCGCCGAAUAGUAGGCACGCGAUGCUUCAGAGCAACGCUCUUUUGUCGGUCGUUGUUCUUUGAUUGGAGCGCAAGGUGUCCGGCGGAACGCGAAAACACAGACGGAUAAAUAAAACCUCGCGCGUCGACCGUUGCGCCCGGUGUCUGAAAGUGUUUUACCGUUGUUAUUGUUAAUUUUUGCCCUUCUAACAUUGCGUUCUGUUCUAGUCAGCGGAAACGUGCAAUGCGGAAGUCUUCUGGGGAUAAUGGGCCCGAGGUCGGUAUUUCAUUCAAUCAAACAAUAUCUAAUAUUCAAUUGGCCAUUACGCGUUUUGUUCGAAUAAUUGUUAUCUGUUCAUUUUAGCGGCUCGGGGAAAACGACGUUGAUGUCCACCAUCAGCCACCGGACGAAAGGUACGUGUGUUUUUGUUGUAGACUCGCGACGAGUUGUGUAUUGAUUGAUCGGACGGUCGGCACGUUUUGUCGCGCAGGAAACUUCGAAGGCGAACUGUUGCUCAACGGGCGGCCGGUGUCCGAGGAGGUGAUGAUAAAAAUAUCCGGUUUCGUUCCGCAACACGACAUCAGCUUCGAUCAACUGACGGCUUUGGAGCACUUGUCUCUGAUGGUACAAAUCAAUUUUUUUCUAUUUUUCUUUUUCUUCUCUCUCUCUCUCUCUCGCGACCGACGCCUGGGAUGGUACUUUAAAACGGCCGUUUUUAUGAUUUUCUCAGGGGUUUCGAUAACAAAAACAGGAAAACAGGUACAAUAUUAUUAAAGAAAAUGUUUAAUGUAUAUGUAUAAUUAUUUUACCACGUGGCAUACUUAUUGUUGAAAAAGCAACGCCGUCUUCGUUAUCCUAGGAGACAGCUUUUUUUUUUUUUCCAUAUAGUCGUCGCGUAUUUUUAAAUUUCGCGUUGUGCGGUCUUUGCAUUUGCGUUCAGCACCAUCACCUGUUACAUUUCCCGCAAUUAGCCGCUGUCCUCCGCCUGCGACCGUAUCUGUAACUAUUUUUCUUUUUCAAUCUGUAUAUUGUAAUAUUUUCAUAUUGUCGGAUGAGAAGCGUGUAAAGUACCCGGGUCUUAAAUCAUUAUUCUAUCCUUUAACAGAGUUGUUGGUCCGCGGGUAAUACCGUGUGAUCCAUUUAAUAAGCGGGUACACUCAUUAUCUCGGAAAGUAUUAACUUCUUUCGGAAUUCGUUUUUUAGAACAUUUAAGAAACCAGCGGCUCUACAGUCUUAUAUUUAUGUCAUUUUUCGUCAAUCUUAUUUUUGGGGGUAAAACCACUACCGACUUUUGAUUUUUAAACGGCAACCUAUAUUAAUAAUUCCAUACGUAGAUGGAGUGUUAGUUAAUAUACUCCAUCUAGCGGUGCAUUAUUAACACGCCGCGCGCCGUAUCGCCACACAAAUGAUACUCUACUACUCUCCUCCAACCCAAACAUAAAAGCGGAUUAUCUCAUUAACGGAUCGACGGAAAUCAAAAACUUCAACACUGAAAUUCAUUUGUAUUAAUACUCCGUCUAUAUAUGGAGUUUUUAAUAUUGGUCGCCGUUUGAAAAUCAAAAGUGGCUAGUGGUUUUACCUCCAGAAAAAAACGUCCUCGAAAUAAUCCGUUGAUGGCCUUAACGGUUAUCCGUUUUCUGAAUUGAAUCUUCUGUCCAAUAGUUCGUUAAAAGCGUUUGUUUACGUCAUCUCCUAGUAUGAAACUGAGUGUUGCCGCCUAUUCGCAAUUGUAACGCAAAUUUCGAGUCUUUAAAACAAAUAAAAGUCACGUAACAACGUGGUAUACAGUUAAAAAUGUAUCCGAGUUUAAAGUUCAAAGAAAAAUGUACUCUGGAGCAAAUUGUAAACUUUUCAAAAUGGUAACGUUUGGUUUGAAAAUGUCCAAUAAAAUAAUAAAGUAAAAACGAAAUUAUUCAAACGGUUGAUACUCGUAAAUAAAUGUAUACAUAAAAAAUGUGCAACAAUAAUAAAACAACGGUGUUUUACACGUUGACUGUGAUAUACCUGAUGGCGAAUUUUUAAUUCGAAAAAAGCGGUCGCAUAAUACACUUGUCAUAAUACUCCGGGCGACGUAUCGGGUUCAUUUAUUUGUUUUACUUUUUGUGUAUACAUUUUUCGUUUAUCUACUUUGUUUAAACGUUUUAUUUCGAUUCCUACGACAUUCGAAAUAGGCGUUGGAUUAAACGUGAUUUGUUAAUGUAUUUUUUUUUUACUUUUCUGGUAAAGGCCAAAUUGAAAAUGGACCGCGACACGACCGAAGCGGAUCUGAUCGAGCACGUCGACCACAUAGUGACUUCGUUGGGCAUGGGCAAGUUCGCGGACACGAGGAUAUUGUUUUUGUCGGGCGNUGGCCGUCCAGCUGCUGAACGACCCGCCCAUACUGUUCUGCGACGAGAUCACCACCGGCCUGGACAGUUAUUCGGCCGCGCACAUCGUCAACACCCUGAAGAGCGUCGCGCGAACGGGCAAGAUCGUCGUGUGCACGAUCCACCAGCCCGCGUCCGGCGUGUUCGGCAAAUUCGACGACGUCAUCCUGCUCACGGAAGGGCGGCUCGCGUACCAGGGACCCGUCACCUCGGUUAACCGGCUGUUUCAAAAGUGCGUAAACGAACGGUUCACACCGCGUUAGUGGUGACGUGAACGGGUAUCCCGUGUGGCAGCUAUUCCAUGACCGCGCAUCAGGCGGGCGGAUGGGUAACGGCGCGUAGCGCAUUAUCGUCAUACAUGUUUACGGAAAAGGUGAAGCGCGGGGACGUACAUUUGAACCUCAGUUAGGCACAGCACCCGGUUCUUCUGGGCUUGGGCUGUUUGAGGCGUUUACAAUUUUACUGAAACUUCUUCAAUUCUUCAUGCACAGAAAAAAACUUCACGCCGCCCCUGCACCCCGAUAAAUUUGACAUCAGUCAUGCCAUCACUACUGACGUAGACUGAUCGGGACCAACGACUGGCUACCAGCUGAUACCAGCCGAGUCCCUUAUUGUCACCUAUAGUAGGCGGGUAUAACGAAAAAUGUGGCUGCAGUCCGCAGUUGAUAGAUAGAGAAUUUAUGCUAUUACAAAGUCGUUAAAUAUGCAAGCAUAUUAUAUGCGUUAUAGACACGAACUUUAAAACCAAAACAUACGAACUUGAAAUCCCGAAAUCGUUAACUGCUAUAGCCAUAUGCAUGUACAUGAAUAUGUUAUGCUUAUAUAAUUCUUAAUCAAGUUCCAAUGAUUCUUUACGAUCGGAACGAAUUUUUCUAAUUAAAAAAUUUUUUGAGUGGCGUUCUUAAAGGAAUUUUUUCGAAACGGUGAUAGAGAUCCGCCGUCAUAUAUGUGAUGUUUAGGUUAAUCACCACGCACAACGGUGGUUUUUUUACCUACCAUCAAUUUUAUCGUUUACCGUUUAGGUUCAGUUACGAAUGUCCGAACAUGUUCAACGAAGCCGACUACGUGAUUUCCAUUCUGAACUCCGAGAAGGAGACCGUCAAAAGGGACGUGGAAGAAAUGUGCAAGUUGUCCUCGACCGACCAACAAACGGAUCUCAACUACGACACGUUCAAUAAUCAAGUAAUCAACAAUCAUUUCUAAAUUGGUUUUGUAUUGAAAUUAUAUACACCUAUAAAAGUUCAAAAAUACAUAUAUUUAUAUUCAUAAACAUAUUGAAUUUUUUUUACUACAUUUUCAGAAACAAUUAGACUAUACGCAAUAUUUACAAAAGUGAGUGCGACUUUGUAUAUUUUGAGGAACUCAAUGUCGUUAUACAGAGUGAUCAGUCUAUCGUAAGACACUCGUUAUCUCGGAAAGUAUUAACUUAUUCCGGAAUUUGUUUUCUAGAAUAUUUAAGAAACAAGCUGUUCUAAAAUUUUAUAUUUAUGUUAUUUUUUUUUUCACCCUUAUUUUUGGGGCUAAAACCGCUAUCUGCUUUUCAUUUUCAAAUGGCAACCUAUAUUAAAAAGUCCAUAAAUAGACGGAGUAUUAGUUAAAAUAAAUUUUUAAGAUGGCAUUUCUGAUUUCCGUCGAUCCGUUAGUUAACACUCUCGAGAUAAUGAGUGUCUUAUGAGUGAUCACUCCGUAUGAAAUUAUUUACAGUUUUUGUUUAUACUAAUAAAUGUUGUGCGUUAUUGUGUUCAUUUUAGACAACAUCCAAAAUGGACGACACAGUUUACACUGAUUUUAGACAGAUCUACCAAAUGUUUCCUGAGAAAUUAUCAAACUCAAUUACUGGAAUUGUGCACCAUAAUGGUAAUUUCUAUACAAUGACGUAUUAAACCGUAUAAAUAAUUGUUGCUUUAAAAUGUAAAUACACGUUUAAAAAAAAAAAAAAAAUUCUAUCCUAAUAUGAUCAAAUUCGCAAAAGCAAUAGAUAAGGUGUCCCAAGUAAAUUUCCAAUUUUUAUUGUUUGUUUUAUUAUUAUUUGGCUGUAAACAACUAUUCGACUAAUUGCUACAAUCAUUUUAACUUUAGGAUUGAUACAUGGUAGUAUAUUUUGUCUAGUUGGUGUAUUGACCAAUUAGAUUUAGGGUUCCUAUAAAUUAUUCGUAUGAGUCGUAUGAUAAUAAAACAAAUAUUGAACGUUCAUUCAAGGUUAAUUUUUUUAUAACUGUUUAAAGUCCCAAUAUUUAUCAUAAAAUUUGUAAAGUACAUGGAUAUUUUACGUACACUUUAUAACGUACAUUUUCCACGUGCGUGAAUAAAACCUUGGGUGCCAUAUAAAAUUGCUCGAUUGAUAUCCGAUACAAUAAAGUUGUACUUAAGUUAGUGGUUAAAAAAAAAAAGUUGAGUGUAAUUUAUUUUUAUCUGCGCUGUAAGUUAAAAUGUAUUCAUUGGUAAACUAAUUCAAUUUUUGUAUUAGUUUUUAGGCAUUAUUAUUUCGUCUCCUUUUGCAAACCUACAGUUCGACACGAAAGCGGUACAAAAUUGGGAAGGAUUUUGGUUGAUAUUCGUCAUUAAUUUUGUGUUUCACUUUAGUUAUUCGGCCAUCGCGAUGUAUCAACAGAAAUUCGCUAUCGUUCAUCGAGAAGUACACAACAAAGUAUACCCGUUGAGCGUGUACUACAUGUCCGAAUUAAUGAUAAUGGUAAUUGAGCGUUAGGUAUAUUUGAUAUUGAUAAUGAUUUAUAUUAUUUUGAUUAUUUAGAUCGUUUGGAUAAUGAUAAAAAUGCUGGCAUAUUGCAUUAUCGCCUUCACGAUUGUCGGAGCUGAUUGGGGCCAAAAGCAACUGUUUUUGUUUUUCAUAUUGGCCGUUUCAGCGUAUUCGUAUGGUAAUUUAUUGAUAUUGAACAAUUCGCAGUAAUAUUAUAGUUUGAUGGCCCAUGAUUUUCAUUAAAAACAAAAGCAAACAAAAUGAUUGUUGUAGAAUUUCCAGCAGAGAAGUUUUUACUCGUGAAUGUUAUAUUAAAGUUUUCCCGAGCAGUGGCGUAUUUAGUUAUCGAAUAGAUUUUGAACUGUUAUCGUUAUUCUAUAUUCUUAACUUUAAUAAAAUAUUGAAGGUUGCUAUGUGUAAUAUUAUCAAAUAAUUCGCGAACACAUCACAUCAUUAUUGUUUUGUAAACAUUUGUUUGUUAGUUAAGUCUUAUAAGUGGACCUUGUCGCCCGCGUUUAUUGUUUCAGUGUUAGUAACGGGAAAAUUUUCUAAAACCAUUUUGUAAUCCCUGUUUAAACUUUAAUUUCAACCUACAUUUUAUAAUUUAUGUUAAAAUAGCGUAUAAUUUUGCUAUGCUGCCCAUGCGCGAAUAAAGGAAUCCAUGAAAUGGCGAAGUGGGCUAAUAUUUUUUUUUUUCAAAAACACAACCAACAUAGUUGUCAGUAUACAGGCUGUCCCACACAGAUAUACCCCUUGAUUAUCUUCGGAGAUCAUGAAGAUAAUCAAUUUCUGUUUUUUUUUUUUUUUUUUUUUUUUUUUUUUUUAUAUUACUCGCAGGGACUAGGACUACAAGUAUUUAUAUUUGAGUUAUAUAUAUGUAUAUUUUUUAUAUAUUAAUAUAUUUAUAAUUACUUUAUUUUAUUAUUUUAAAAACAUUUUAGGACAGUCAUUCUGAAAAUUUGAACGUAUCGUACGUUUAUAUCUGAUGAAUAGUUUCUAAGAAACAGCCGUUUUACAUUCUUCUAAUCCGUGUGAAAACCAAUGUUAUCGCGUAAUACAGUUAGGUUAUUUUACCACGUCUAAAACAACCAAAUAUAAGUUUUCUCUCAAAAUUAAAAAUAUUAAAAGCAUUAUUUUUGCCAAUUUUCCGGUUUUUUCUACGUAUUUUUCAGUUUUGUUCAUUUACUAAAAGAAUUCAAAACAAAACAAAAACCAAUAAUGAUCUUUGUCACCAAUAAGAUUAAAAAUGCAACAAAAAUUAUCUCUUGUUAUUUUUCGAUUGGAUCAACAUUUCUAGUAGAAAACAUAUUUAACAUAAGUUGCAAAAAUUAAAAACAAUGAAAUCGUUAGCGCCGUAAAUAAAUAUUCACCGUUUGCCUAUAAUUUUCUCUCGGGUUUUUCCCAAUUAUUUUAAAAACUCCUUGGAAAAUCAAGAAAUGUCCUCUUUAAUGCACCAAAUAUAAACAACGUUUUCUUUCUUUUAUACAUUGGAGCAAGAUUUCUUUCCAAAAAGUUGUUUACAAACAAAAAAUUAAAAAAAACACACGUUAUGGUGAAACCAAUCGAUCCCUCGCCACGCUCCGAAUCUAAAAUAAAUGGACAUUCUUCGCACGAUGGUGGGACACUGUUGUAGAUGAAAAGUUGGGAAAGUAGAAGCGAAAUUCAAUGUAAAUCUGAACGCAUAGAUUAAUCAUUGCUGACGAAAAACGAUUCUGAGUGGAGCUCGGUAAUUCUUUUUUAACAAUUUAACGUUUUCACGACAAAAACGAUGAUUGUUUAAAAAAGAUUAAAGGAUUAAAAUAUUAAAAACUUGAUAGUAACAAAAAAUAAAUAAAAACGGUUUUCAAUAAUGAUCUUAUUUUUAAUCGUUCAAUAUUUUUUACCUUAAAGAACCAGUUUUUCCCCAUUGUCUCGAAUAUUAACGAAAAUUUUAAAAAAUUACUUCUCUCAAGUACCAACUUGAGUCAAAACUCAACGAAAUAGGUUUUGUCUGUUUUGAUUGGAUUAAGAAUUCUGGGAGAAAUUUUGUAAACAGUAUGUAUAUAAAAAAUGUAUAAACAUCAUUGUAAUACCAAUACAUAAAUUCCUCACUUCCAUCAGAAUUUAAAACUAAACGACGAGUGUCUCCGAGUCUACCGUUAUAAAAAUAUCAGUCCUCUACCCUCGUAAAUAUUUCGUCACCGAUCUCAACAAUUUACUAUUGAUUAUUGUGUUUUUGUGUGCUUUUACUUUUUGUAACUAUUUACUACGUUUUUACAGGGAGUUUAUUGUCGGCGCUUUUUACCCGGGUGGAGCACACCGUCAUAUUCGCCACGAUAAACGAUUUUGUAGCGCUGCCCCUGAGCGGCGCUUACCUGUCGUUCAAGUAAGCAAAAUUAUUAUUAAAAAAAAAAAAAAAAUCCACGUACUGACAGCCAGUUAUAAUAUUUAUUUAUUUAAGUUUGACACCCUCAAAGUGAUAAUGAAAUAGACUGAUAAAAUUAUUUAAGUAAUACGUGCUUAAUACUUAUUAUCAUACAAACAUUAUAAGUUGCAAUUUAUCAUAAUAGUUUGAGAAAUAUUUGUUACAUUAUUUUGGUCAGAGUCAAAACAAAAAUCAAAGUUUAAUGCGUUACUACAGUGGAUGAAAAGUCGAUACUCCGGACUAAAAGCAAUUAAAUCACUAGAGCACUGGGUGUGCGGAAAAGGGAGGAUUGUUUCUUGAAUGGUAUUUUAAAAUUAAUUUUUUUUGUUUUUAAAUUAAUUAGCCCGUCAAUUGCCUCGUAAAUAAAAGCUACAUGCGUACGUAAAAUACAAAAAAAUACAAAAAAAACACAUAAUUAAACAGACGUCGAGAAGUGAACGGCUCUAAACCGAAUUCCUUAGCGAAAACGUUCAAACCCGCGUCAGUGCGAAUCGUAUUAUAAAUUGAUACCUAUCCGGUACAUUCAACGUCCCGUGUUUUCCGUAUUGUGUUAUAGAUCACUGCCGAAAACGAUAUACUUCCUGAGGCACUUGUCGCUGUUUUUCCUCGGCUGCGAGACGGUUUCGAUACAGUUUUGGGAGAACAUCGAAUCGCUGCGUAAGUGCAAAACGAACCGGCCGAUUUCACCGACAUUGAAAUCGGCCGUAGUUUAUUUAUUGUGAUAAAUCGCUCUAAUCGAGAUAUCGUGUGUUUGUAGCGUGCGUGGACCCCGAUAAUUGUCUGGACAGCGGCAAGGCGGUUUUGAACAAAUACGGUUACAUAAUCGAAGAGUUCAAUUCCGAUAUGAUAAUUAUGGCCUCGUUCAGCAUUGUAGCCAGCGUGGUGAGUUAUUUCGGCGUGCUCAAAAGAAUGAAGCAACAGCCGGCCUAUUAA